Messenger RNA from Cryptococcus amylolentus CBS 6039, 1827 nucleotides. RefSeq lists its product as hypothetical. Gene Ontology annotation, molecular function: heme binding; L-lactate dehydrogenase (cytochrome) activity. Bases 96 to 1661 code for a protein of 521 amino acids. Lineage: Eukaryota; Fungi; Basidiomycota; Tremellomycetes; Tremellales; Cryptococcaceae. The transcript has 15 exons. The record is from RefSeq and is a predicted model, not a curated record. Gene Ontology annotation, biological process: lactate metabolic process.
UGUCGACCGACUGCCGUACCACCAGUGAUAGCUGGAACAAGACUUGUCAAUUGUAAUAUCACUCUUGCUUUGAAUACCUCAAGAUACAACACAGCAUGAGCGACGAGAAACAGCACGUAGACGGCGCACAAAUCGCAGAGCACAACAGUCGCGACAAGGGCGUGUGGAUUGUGGUACAUGGGAAGGUGUACGAUGUGACAGACUUUCUAGAUGAGCACCCCGGCGGCGCAGAUAUCAUUUUGAAAUAUGCCGGCAAAGAUGCUACUGAAGAAUACGAACCCAUCCACCCACCCGAUGCGAUCGUCGAAAACCUCGACCCCUCCAAACACCUUGGCCCACUCAAAGCCGGCACGCUCCCAGCCGAAGAGCCUGCACCUGCACCGGCCUCUGCGCCCGCGCCCGCUUCCGUCCAGGUCGGCCAAGGGGGAGGGGCCCAGGGAGGUGGAGGGGGAGAGGUGGAAGAGUACAAGAAACCGGCGUUGGUGGAAAUUCUGAGUCUGCAUGAUUUCGAGGCGGUUGCGAGGAGAGUUAUGAGUCGAAGGGGUUGGAACUAUUACAGCUCCGGGUCGGAUGAUGAAGUCACGAUGAGGGAGAAUCAUAACGCAUAUCAACGGGUCUGGUUCCGUCCCCGUAUUUUGCGCGAUGUGGGCAAGGUCGACUACUCUACUACCAUCCUGGGUCACAAGACGUCUAUGCCGGUUUACAUUACUGCCACAGCCCUAGGCAAAUUGGGUCAUCCGGAGGGAGAACUGUGUCUGACGAGAGCUGCCGGGACGCAGGAUAUCAUCCAAAUGAUCCCUACGCUGGCUUCUUGUGGGUUUGACGAAAUGGUCGACGCUGCUAUCCCUGGCCAAGUGCAAUUUCUACAAUUGUAUGUCAAUUCGGAUAGGGAGAGGACCAAGAAGAUCAUCAGACAUGCUGCCGAGAGGGGUGUCAAGGCGCUGUUCAUCACGGUAGACGCGCCGCAACUGGGUCGUCGCGAAAAGGACAUGCGCACAAAGUUUGAAGGUGUUGCGUCUGCGCAACAAGACAAAGGCAAAGACAAGUUCCAACGCGACCAAGGCGCCGCGCGCGCCAUCUCGUCAUUUAUCGACCCUUCCCUCAAUUGGUCUCACCUGCAAGAGCUUAUGGACGCAGUGCAAGGCAUGAAGGUAGUCCUGAAGGGUGUACAGUGCUGGGAAGAUGCGGUGAUGGCGGCAGAAGCUGGUGCGGAUGGGGUGGUGUUGAGUAACCAUGGCGGACGGCAGUUGGACUUUGCACCGUCGCCCCUUGCGCUGCUGCCCUCUGUGGUACAAGCGCUCACUGCGAGGGGGUUCAUGGGUAAUCCAAACAGACCCAAGUUUGAGGUGUUUGUGGAUGGAGGGGUGAGGAGGGCGACGGAUGUGCUGAAGGCGAUUGCGCUGGGGGCGACGGGCGUGGGUAUUGGGCGACCGAUGAUCUAUGCCAUGUCGACGUAUGGAGAAGAUGGCGUGGCGCAUGCUUUGCAGAUUCUCAAGGACGAGUUUGAGAUGAAUAUGCGGCUGCUGGGGGCGCCUACGAUGGCAGAUGUGGUACCGCAGAUGGUGGACACUUCGGCGUUGUUUGGGACGAGUGCAUCUGUCACCAUGUACGAAGACAACUACGAGCGGAUGCUUCCCGUCGGCGUCAAAGCAAGAUUGUAGGAGGUCUGGUGGGAGAAGCAGGCUGUCCUCGAGUGUAUAAUAUGUGUGUGAGAUCCACUUGAUCCUUUGUAGCUACCUUUAUACAGUGUAUACUUUCGAUGAAAUCCAUGUCAAGGAGAUCGGGAGGCGCGCAUAGUACGGAAGACCUGGUAGCGAGUAAUUCUGC